AUGUCCCUCUUGCGCGAGGCGGAGAGAUGUAUAGCUAAUCAGGGCUCCCAUGCCACCUUAAACGCUUUGAUCACGACCCUACAGCACUUAGGCCCAUGGCUGGAACGAGUGAGGGAUGCAGAUACUCGUCGUACACAGGGUACAUCUAAGUCGGCGGUAGAUGGUCGUUUGAUCGCCAUCAAGGACAACAUAUGCACGCGCGAUCUCCCAACAACAUGUGCUUCCAACGCCCUGGACAAAUUCACAAGUCCGUUCAAUGCCACGGCAGUGCAACAAUUAGAAGAGGCUGGGGCCAUUGUGGCUGGGAAAUCAAACCUUGAUGAGUUCGGAAUGGGCUCCCAUUCCAUCAAUUCAAGGUUUGGGCCUGUCAGGAGUUUGCGCCGCAACCGUGAUGGAGAAAGUCUUUCGGCCGGCGGUAGUUCUGGCGGGAGUGCUGUUGCUGUUGCGACAGCCCAAUGCUAUGCGGCAUUGGGGACUGAUACGGGCGGCUCGGUCCGGCUUCCGGCUGCCUAUACGGGCACGGUUGGCUUCAAGCCUUCCUACGGACUGAUCUCUCGCUGGGGCGUGGUUGCAUAUGCUAACUCAUUGGACACGGUUGGCAUAAUCGGCAAGGAUGUUUCCAGUGUUCGGGAGGUCUUUGGCGUCGUGAAUCGGCCGGAUUCGCGUGAUCCGACCAGUCUUUCGUCCUUCACUCGGUCACGGAUUGACUCGCAUCUGAGAUCGCCUGCUCUUGCAGCUCGGGCAACUUCGCCUCUGAAGAUCGGCGUCCCACUAGAGUACAACAUAUCCGAACUGUCCCCUUCCGUGCUUCGGGCAUGGUCACGCUCUUUGGCCUAUAUGCGGCGACAGGGCCAUACUAUUCACCCGGUGUCCCUGCCAACAACCACACUUGCCUUAUCAGCUUAUUAUGUACUUGCACCCGCUGAAGCCUCCUCGAACCUGGCCAAAUAUGAUGGUGUCAGGUACGGAACUCGCUCUGAAGGCCCCAAUAGUGCUACGUUCCCUAGCGGUUAUCUGUAUGCGAGCACACGAGGGGUAGGGUUUGGAUCUGAAGUCAAGAGGCGUAUUUUGCUUGGUGCCUUCAGCCUCAGUGCCGAUGCUAUGGACAACUAUUUCAUCCAGGCACAACGAGUCCGUCGUCUUGUCCAGCAUGACUUCGAUGCCGUCUUCCGAGCACACCAACCCAUAGCCUCUGGGCAGCCAGAAACGAACACGAAUCCUGAAAAAGACGCAGUGGAUGUCCUUAUUUGCCCUACCGCUCCCUCUUCACCGCCACGCAUCUCAAGUCUUAUGGAUCAUAAUCCAAGAGCAUCACCCCUGGAUGCAUAUAUGAACGACGUUUUCACCGUGCCUGCCAGUCUGGCGGGUCUUCCAGCCAUAUCUGUCCCGGUCACUGUGGAGAGCACUAUUGAUUCCAGAGAUGCCGAUUUAGCUGGAAUUCAGGUCAUUGGCCAGUAUGGUGAUGACAGCCUUGUGUUAAAGGUCGCCGAACUGCUGGAUGGCAGACAUCUGUAAAAGUUUUGUUCUCAUAUUACGCGAAUACCCAAGACGCUACUGUACAAUUUAAAGAAUCAUAUCGUC
Molecule: messenger RNA, 1581 nt
Organism: Aspergillus heteromorphus CBS 117.55
Lineage: Eukaryota; Fungi; Ascomycota; Eurotiomycetes; Eurotiales; Aspergillaceae
Product: glutamyl-tRNA(Gln) amidotransferase subunit HER2
Exons: 4
Coding region: 1-1515 (504 amino acids)
Biological process (GO): mitochondrial translation; glutaminyl-tRNAGln biosynthesis via transamidation
Cellular component (GO): glutamyl-tRNA(Gln) amidotransferase complex; mitochondrion
Molecular function (GO): glutaminyl-tRNA synthase (glutamine-hydrolyzing) activity
Source: RefSeq, a predicted model, not a curated record